AGAUACUGUGUACCCGACGAAUAGAAUGGUUUCUUCCAGCUCAAGGCCUGGAGGAGACGGGAGGAAAAACACUGAGCUUUUAGAGACACAACGUGGAUGAAGUACUUUAACUACUUACGUAACGUUGUAUGCUUUUAUCAUGAACUCUACCCUCAUUUUGAAGUUCUCGAUGAGCGCAAGGACUAGACUAGGCCUGGAGUAGCCUGGAGCAGACGUCUUCAGGCGAGAACACUGACUGGGAACGCACCGAAAAUAUGGUUCGAGAUAAACAACACAACUGUUGAGAGUAGAGCUGUUGCGGUGUUUACCGUUACAUUUUUGGUCAUAACUGUUUCAUGCAUGUUGCCUUUAUAGUGGUACAAAAUCAUCACGUAAAUCCUGUCUGAUGAAGUCAGUCUACUUAAAGUAUAUGUAUUACGUAAGCUUAAAACUGAGGUAGCCAUAUUUAUAAAUUAUGGCCUCGACGGACUCGCAGUCACCGGGUCAUUCUCACAUGACGUCUCAGUCUUCAACUGACGACGGUGAAGUCUUCGAGGAUUAUGAUGGCUACACGAAAAGGCGGUCCUCGUCUGUGUUUUUGGAGAGACUCAUUCGUUCAGGGACGCCCUUAGGUUAACUUUGAGCGGAGUAGGGUUGUGUCGGAGGCCAAGUCACAAGGAGAAGAGUGGAUGAGGCGUUACCUGCGACAGGAGAUAGAACGGGCAGGGUUCCCAGUUCCAAGGCCAGCUAUGAUGUCUGUGGACUCACGCCAAUCAUCAGGAGCAGAGGAGAAUGCACAAUCACAACAUUCUGAAGCAGCUCUUCUUGCUAUAGAUGUGGAAACCUUGACUCACCAGCUGACAUAUCUUAUCAAGAAAUAUGUCUAUGUCUGUAAAGGAGAAAGGGAAAAGCUUUGGCAGAAAGCUGCUCUGGAAACCCAGAGAGAGAACAGUGCAAGAAAUAGUUCAGAGUUUGCAGAAGAAAUGAGGAGCCAGCUGUUUAAGAAUGGCAUCAACGUGAAGAAGAUCAUUGUCCUGAUUAUCUUUUGUCGGGACUUGACCAUCGCACACCUGAGACAAGGCAGGAAGGGGAAGGCAGCAGAUAUUGUGAGCUGGUCAGUCAGGUUCAUCGGAAACUGGGUGUCAGACUGGGUGGCACCAAACGGUGGAUGGGCCAAGGUGCUGCAGCCUCCUGAAUGCCAGACCAACCGGCUUCUGUAUACUGCUGCAACAGUUCUACUGCUCACAUGUGCUGCUGUCGGACUGGGAGUCCUCUUCCAACACAAAAGACUUCAAUGAUGAAUAAUUGCAUGAAGCCCAUCCUUCCCAAAGAAAAUGUGCAAUACUGCCCCUCAUGUUGACAUUCAUUGGGAAGAAAUGACCAAGAUGUAAAGGCUCAAUGCUAGAGAGCUUGCAAUUGAUGUCUGUAAGUUUCUUAUUGUGUGCACGUAACAAAAAUGUGCAAAGUGUAUCUAAAUAUCAUAUUGUAUUUAAAAUAAACUAUAAUGAGAGUAAUUCCUUAUUGAGGCAAUGAGAUAAAUUUUUAGGAUGGAUGUAAUAUCAACAACUCAAUCAAUCUCAGUCAUUAUAAUUGUCAUCUUCAGUCGACUGUACUACCAAUAUGGAUGUACUAAAAGUACAUGAACAUAUAUAUGUAUAUUGCAGAUGAAACCAAAACAGGGCACUCUCAAGACCAAUUUUUUAUCGUGUCAGUGAGCACUGAAUGUGUGAAAAAUUUUAAGCACCCAGGGGCCUGGAAAUUUUUGAAGUACUUAACCUUCUGCAAUAUCAUAAUGUUUCAACUUAUACAUGUAGCGAUGUAUAUCAUAUUGAAGAUGUAUUUGCUAUGCUACUAUUCAUUAUUGCCAUUAUUCUUUCAAGACACACAAAGCAAUUAUUGCAAUGGGAGAAAGUUAUAUUGUACACACAGGAACAAAAAUUGCAGGUGAGCUGGAUGAUGAUAUGAGGAAAUUAUUCACAAGUGACAAAGUAAAAAUGCAUUUGUAGACCUUU
Molecule: messenger RNA, 1991 nt
Organism: Branchiostoma floridae (Florida lancelet)
Lineage: Eukaryota; Metazoa; Chordata; Leptocardii; Amphioxiformes; Branchiostomatidae
Exons: 4
Coding region: 669-1277 (202 amino acids)
Biological process (GO): regulation of apoptotic process; extrinsic apoptotic signaling pathway in absence of ligand; intrinsic apoptotic signaling pathway in response to DNA damage
Cellular component (GO): mitochondrial outer membrane
Molecular function (GO): protein heterodimerization activity; protein homodimerization activity
Source: RefSeq, a predicted model, not a curated record